Molecule: messenger RNA, 1889 nt
Organism: Equus quagga
Lineage: Eukaryota; Metazoa; Chordata; Mammalia; Perissodactyla; Equidae
Gene: KDM4D
Product: lysine demethylase 4D
Exons: 1
Coding region: 1-1563 (520 amino acids)
Biological process (GO): chromatin remodeling
Cellular component (GO): nucleus
Molecular function (GO): histone H3K9 demethylase activity
Source: RefSeq, a predicted model, not a curated record
AUGAAGUCUAAGGCCAGUUGUGCCCAGAACCCAAGUUGUAGCAUAAUGAUAUUUCAUCCAACCAAAGAAGAGUUUAAUGAUUUUGAUAAAUAUAUUGCGUACAUAGAAUCCCAAGGUGCACACCGAGCUGGGCUGGCUAAGAUAAUUCCACCCAAGGAAUGGAAAGCCAGACAGACCUACGACGAUAUCAAUGACAUCUUAAUAGCCACUCCCCUCCAGCAGGUGGCCUCUGGGCGGGCAGGUGUAUUUACUCAAUACCACAAAAAGAAGAAAGCCAUGACCGUGGGGGAGUACCGCCACUUGGCAAACAGUGACAGGUAUCAGACCCCACCACACUCAGAUUUUGAGGAUUUAGAAAGAAAAUAUUGGAAAACCCGCCUCUAUGAUUCACCCAUCUAUGGUGCUGACAUCAGUGGCUCCUUAUUUGAUGAAAACACCGAACAAUGGAACCUGGGACACCUAGGAACCAUUCAGGACCUGUUGGAGCAGGAGUGUGGAGUGGUCAUCCAAGGCGUCAACACACCCUACCUGUACUUUGGCAUGUGGAAGACCACGUUCGCUUGGCACACGGAGGACAUGGACCUCUACAGCAUCAACUACCUGCACUUCGGGGAGCCCAAAACGUGGUACGCGGUGCCCCCAGAGCACGGCCAGCGCCUGGAACGCCUGGCCAGGCAGCUGUUCCCCGGCAGUUCCCGGAGCUGUGAGGCCUUCAUGCGGCACAAGGUGGCUCUCAUCUCGCCCACUGUCCUCAAGGACAACGGGAUCCCCUUCAGUCGGAUCACUCAGGAGGCUGGAGAGUUCAUGGUGACCUUUCCCUAUGGCUACCACGCUGGCUUCAACCACGGCUUCAACUGCGCCGAAGCCAUCAAUUUCGCCACCCCGCGGUGGAUCGAUUAUGGCAAAGCGGCCUCUCAGUGCAGCUGCGGGGAGGCCAGGGUCAGCUUUUCCAUGGAUGCCUUCGUGCGCAUCCUGCAACCGGCGCGCUACGAGCUGUGGAAACGCGGGCAGGACCGGGCUGUGCUGGACCACACGGAGCCCACGGCGCCGGGCAGCCAGGAGCUGAGCGCCUGGAGGGAGGUCCGGGCGCCCGGGAGAGCGGCGCUGGGCCUGAGGCACCUCCCGGCCCGCCGGGCCCCGGGCCCGGCUGUGGCUGCGGGCGGUGGGACCCGCCACCGCGCCCUUGGGCACCGGGCAUCCCCGCGCCCCUCGCCGGCCCGCGCUUCUUCCUCUGCCGCCAAGCCCUGGGCCACCGCCGCCCGCAGCUCCCCGGAACCCGGCCCAGCCCCGCCGCCGAGCCUGGGGCAGUCUGCCAGGGAUGUCCACCCCUCAACUGGCAGACGAGGUCGCGGUCGUCGUCCUCGGGAACAGGGCGCUCAAGAGCCCAUUGCUCAGGUCCCGGCCAAGAGGCGCCUUCUGGCGGACACAGCGCGCACAGCUCCGGAGCCCGAGGCUCAGCCCCUGCCUGCGGAUGGAUCCUCAGUGGAGAACCCUGCAGCGCUGAGCCCUGGGCCCCAGCAUCCUGCUAAGGCUUCCGGGUGCUGCUGCGCCCCUGUCCCCUAAGCCAAGGAGACGUCUUUGUACCCCACUGCUCGCUGAGACUGGUCGCAUUUACAUCUCAGAGCUUUGGGCGAGUUUGCAGGUCACCGGUCUUGCAUGAGAGAGUCCCUCUGGUGCUGGACGUGCUGAGUCCGUGCUAUUUACCAAGUUCGCCAUAGUUUGUUCUUCCUCUCAAACCCUUGAAUGUCUUUGGACACUGCUAACUCCUGUGUCGCCACCUCAGGUUUCAUCCACUGGACGCUCUUGUGUCUGCGAACUAGGUUCUGCGGAGGUUGCCGGAGGCCGAUCCACCCCCAGACGCCCAUCCACUGGGCAACUCUGGAGGCUGC